GAAGGUUUUAGCUUGUUAGGUUUUCUAUAGUGACUCCGUUUCGCCACGAACUGUGGCAUUAGGGUUUUCUCUUUUCGGUUUUUUGAGAUUUGGUUGAAGUCUUCACUUUUCUCUUUCUAACUCUCUCCAGUCUCCAUGGAUCUUUCAGAUCUUAAUUCCGCUGAAAUGCAGAAAUUCUACUCUGAAGAACAACAAAGAGCCAUGAUUAAUGAAAUGGUGUCAAAGCUAACAAGUGAAUGCUGGGACAAAUGUAUCACAGGUACUCCCGGGAAUAGUUUCAGUUCCAGUGAAUCUAAUUGUCUUUCAAACUGUGCACAGCGUUACAUGGAGAUGAGCAUGCUUAUCAUGAAAAAGCUUCAGAAUAUGCAAUGAAGUUCAAAGGCUAUCAACUUGCUUUCUCAGUUAACAAAUCUAAUAUUGAAUUUCUCUUUUGCUUGGUCAUAAAUAUUGGAAUCUUAUUAUUUAGCAGACUUUUUUAAGACUAAUUUGUUGUUGCCGAACCUGUUAUAUGAAAAUCUUUAGUUUGCUUUUUGUCAUUCCUGAAAUUUAGAGGAAAAGAAAAGCCUAGGGCCUAUGAUGCAUAGCUUAUGGGUUGUGUCUGAUUAUAGCUUAUUGGAAUCGCAAGUGGUUUGCAAUUUUAAAAUUGUCAGUGGUGCAAACAAAAACAGAUUAUUCAUGUUGCGAAAAAUGUUAUUGUACAUGUUCUCUCUCCCUUUUAUCUUGGAAAAAAAAUGGGUUUCCUUAAUAGCUCUACAGUAUGUUGUCAUCUUAGCAAGGUUCACCACUGGAGGCGUAGUGCAUAUUCCAUUUCAAAAUGUUGCUACAUGCAGUUACUUUUAAAUUCUUGUCCAACCAUUAACAAUAUUCGAUGGUUAAGGCAAUGCGCCUUCGGUUGAUCAACUUCCGUUGAUAAUACACAAUUCCAAAAAGGCGAGGGAGGCCAAGCUUCUGUGUCCAGUAUGUUGUUUGGAACACUGGGCUGUUGAUUAUGUCAUUUGAUUGUUUGUUGAGGGUACUAAAACGUGGGAGCACUUCUGGGGGGAGGCGUAGAAAGAUUUCAAAGAGAACAUCAUUACACAGUUCCACUGGUGGAGGAGGAGAGGGAGAAGGACAAGAAGUUUGGAAGAAGAAUUGUAUGAAUUCCACAAUCCAUUUCCAGCGUUUGGAUAGUAGCAUUUUCCCCCCCUUUUCAAGAAUAGGUAUUCUAUUGCAUUAGCCAAUUGGAAGAUUCUGUUAUUAACUGGUAAAAACUUGGACCUAAAUCUGGAUAAUUGUGAAGCGGCGGUUCUGACUUUCAUUGUAGAGCUUGUUAUUAUAUAACCAUGUUAGCUAAGUGCGAUGUGGAGAUCAAACGUUUGGCUUGGAGACUAACACGGAAGACCUUCCAUAAUUUGUAGCAUGGCACAAAUGCAAUUAUAAUUUAUGACUUGUAUGUAUAUCAACAUGUGGUAUGGAGUUGACAGUGGACUACAAUCACCAUAAUCAAACUUCCCUUAUCUGGAUUUUUUGCCAAAUCUGUGGCAUGACUCUUAUAAUGAGAAGUGAUAAUGUUUUU
This is a messenger RNA of Abrus precatorius (Indian licorice), 1555 nucleotides long. RefSeq names its product mitochondrial import inner membrane translocase subunit TIM8. Bases 136 to 372 code for a protein of 78 amino acids. The transcript has 2 exons. NCBI's taxonomy places the organism in Eukaryota, Viridiplantae, Streptophyta, Magnoliopsida, Fabales, Fabaceae. The record is from RefSeq and is a predicted model, not a curated record.